AUGUUAACUGGAAUGUUAACAAUAUCUCCAGUGCCAGCUGUAGCCUUAUCUACAGAGUGUCCGCAGCCGCCAUCUCCUGAGGAUUCAGGCCUUUUGCAGGAUGGUGGCAGCUUGGGUGGCAGUAAAAGCAGCAGUGAAGGUAGCAGCCAGGGUGGCAGCAAGAGUGACAGUGAGGGUGGCAGCAAGGGUGACAGUGAGGGUUGCAGCAAGGGUGACAGUGAAGGUGGCAGGGAAGGUGACAGUGAAGGGGGCAGUGAAGGUGGCAGUGAAGGGGACAGUGAAGGGGUCAGUGAAAGGGGCAGUGAAGGGGGCAGUGAAGGUGGCAGUAAAGGUGACAGUGAAGGGGACAGUGAAGGUGACAGUGAAGGUGACAGUGAAGGUGGCAGUGAAGGUGGCAGUGAAGGCGGCAGUGAAGGGGGCGGUGAAGGUGGCAGCGAAGGUGGCAGUGAAGGGGACAGUGAAGGUGGCAGUGAAGGGGACAGUGAAGGUGGCAGUGAAGGCGGCAGUGAAGGCGGCGGUGAAGGUGGCGGCGAAGGCGGCAGUGAAGGGGACAGUGAAGGGGUCAGUGAAGGGGACAGUGAAGGGGGCAGUGAAGGGGACAGUGAAGGUGGCAGCGAAGGUGGCAGUGAAGGGGACAGUGAAGGGGUCAGUGAAGGGGUCAGUGAAGGUGGCAGUGAAGGUGGCAGUGAAGGUGGCAGUGUGGGCCGGCCGCCCUCUGCCGCGGAGCCCUCAGAGGCCGGAGUGCAUUUGGAAACAAUGCUCGAGAUCGCUUCCAACAGCGGGACAGGUUCAUGGCCCGAUACUUGA
Prinia subflava (tawny-flanked prinia) is the source of this 807-nucleotide messenger RNA. RefSeq names its product keratin, type I cytoskeletal 9-like. The record is from RefSeq and is a predicted model, not a curated record. The coding region runs from base 1 to 807 and encodes 268 amino acids. Lineage: Eukaryota; Metazoa; Chordata; Aves; Passeriformes; Cisticolidae. The transcript is spliced from 2 exons.